AUGGUCACUCUUUUGACUACAGUAUCCUCCGCGUUGUUGGAUAAGCUUGGGAAAACGCAGCUCAGCGAACUUGUGAAGAGCAAGUUUGAGAAGAAAGAUUUGGAUGAUAUCUUUGACAAAGAAGCCUUUGACAAGUUCGAGGAACUCUUCAAGGACAACAAGACCCACGAAUUCAUCGACAGUUUGAAGGGCCUCAGUGACAACACGAAGAAAUCCCUGAAGCUCUCUGCCAGCUUCCGUCAAAAGCUGAAGUCCGACGAGAGCAAGAACUUCAACAAGUUCUUCGGAUUCAUCGCGAAGUAAGUCUACAAAACGUAUGACCUCACAUCUUACAGGUACGAAAAGGAGUACCACAAUGACACCCACGUCUCUGAGAGCUUCAAAAAAUUCCAAUCUACUCUGAAAAGAAUUGAGAAUAGACAGAAGGAGAGCCCCAAGGCCAAAUUUGGCAUCAACCAAUUCUCCGACCUGACUCCACAAGAAUUCAUCGCCAAACACACGGGACUCAACGUUGAGCACCUCAGGGAACUCCAUGGGAAGAUCAACAGCUCAAAUUUGCUCCGCUCAAAGAGAGACACAACCCAGAUUCCUUGCAACUUCGACUGGAGAGAACAUAACGGCGUUACCCCCGUGCAGAACCAGGGUGGUUGUGGCUGUUGCUACGCGUUUCAGGCGGUUGGUGUCGUAGAAAGCCAACACCUUAUCCAUACCGGACAGACUCUGCAUCUGAGCGAGGAACAGGCUAUUGCUUGCACUUACCACGUCGACCCGUACAACAACGGAGGUUGUGAAGGCGGUACGACUCCUGGAGUGUUGAACUACGUCGUUGACAAUGGAAUUUCUCUCGCGGACAAUUUCAAAUUCACUUCCGGAGAUGGAAAUCACACAGUCCCCGCUUGCCCCAGCGGACUGCCUUAUGCCACGAAGAUCACAAAACAAGCGUUCUUGCCUCAGUACGACGAGGACAACGUGGCCAAGAUUGUGUAUGAAGUUGGACCAGUUGCAACCUGUAAGUCUGCGGUUCCAAAAUCAUGUUCUCUCUAGCAAUUGAUGCGGACGGAAUUCAAGACUACAAGAGUGGGAUCCUCGACAUUGCCGAACCCUCAGGCGGUUGGCCCAUCAAUCAUGGUGUCAUCAUCGUUGGGUAUGGAGAGGAAAAUGGUACCAAGUACUGGAUCCUCAAGAACUCGUGGGGAGUGGGAUGGGGCGACCAAGGAUUCUUCAAGAUCAAGCGAGGCGUUAACUCUCUUGGCAUGGCCGAAUUCAAUUAUGCCGCGUACUUCUGA
Messenger RNA from Bursaphelenchus xylophilus (pine wood nematode), 1286 nucleotides. The record is from the annotation of a GenBank genome assembly. Lineage: Eukaryota; Metazoa; Nematoda; Chromadorea; Rhabditida; Aphelenchoididae.